Molecule: messenger RNA, 2372 nt
Organism: Agrilus planipennis (emerald ash borer)
Lineage: Eukaryota; Metazoa; Arthropoda; Insecta; Coleoptera; Buprestidae
Gene: Taz
Product: tafazzin homolog
Exons: 5
Coding region: 242-1042 (266 amino acids)
Biological process (GO): cardiolipin acyl-chain remodeling; inner mitochondrial membrane organization
Cellular component (GO): mitochondrial membrane
Molecular function (GO): 1-acylglycerophosphocholine O-acyltransferase activity
Source: RefSeq, a predicted model, not a curated record
AAUCAGCUGAUCAGUUUCACAAACAUAAAGUAAUAAAGGUUGUUGCGAUUUGUGACGAACAUGAGCUAUUUAAUUUUGUAAGCUAUGAACAAGGUGGAAGUUUUAAAAACAAUGCUAACCUCUGUCCAGUUUCUUGUAUUGAAUUACAUAAUAUUAUAAUAAAUUUUGCAUGUAAUAUCAGUGCAAUGAAAGAGUAGUAAGAAAUGGACUAUUGAAUAAUAGGAAAGUAAUAGUAAAAAGGAUGGGUUACAAUAUAGACUGGAUAAUUCCUUAUUUACGAAGCCCCUCAAGACUAUGGAGUUUUGCUAGCACAAUUACAGUAAUAGCAGUGGGUUUAUUUAGUAAAAUUGUGAUAAACCCUGAAAUUGUAGGAUGGUUGAACAAAUCUAAAAUUUUUAAUUUGCACAUCAUGUCAAAGGCUUUAGAUGAACGACCUAAGAAUACACCUAUAAUUACUGUUUCUAAUCAUCACUCUUGUUUUGAUGAUCCAGGAUUAUGGGGUACUCUUCAAGUUAAACAUCUCAUACGGCCAAAGGUUAUGCGAUGGUCACUAGCAGCACAUGAUAUUUGCUAUACGUGUGCUGAACAUUCUUAUUUUUUUGCAUUAGGUAAAUGCAUACCUGUGAUACGUGGAAAUGGAGUAUAUCAAGAUGCUGUCGAUUUUUGUAUUGAAAGACUUGCCAAGGGAGAGUGGGUUCAUAUAUUUCCAGAAGGUAAAGUAAAUGUUACAAAAGAGAAUAUGCGUCUGAAAUGGGGGGUUGGCAGGAUGAUAUAUGAGGCACCAGUCACUCCAAUAGUCAUACCAAUUUGGCAUAUUGGGAUGGAUGAGGUUCUCCCCAAUGAUCCCCCAUAUAUUUUACAAUUUCGAAAAACCAUGACUUUUAACUAUGGAAAACCCAUAGACUUUACCGAAACUGUGAAAUCGUUGAAAGAUCGAAAAGCUACGGAUGUGGAAGCUCGAAAGCACAUUACUGACAUGAUACAAGAAGCUUUACUAAAAUUAAAAGAAGAAACUGAAACUUUAUGCAAUCAAACGUCAUGAUAUCUAGCCUAUGCUUAGCCAAAUUUUAAUAGAAAAAUGCUGAGAUAUUUACCAUUUAGUAACCACAUUCUUUAGGUACAAUAGUUGUUCAAAUCCAAGCCCUGAAAUAACUCCUGUAUUUUUUAUUUUACGUCUUUGCUUUAAAAUCUUCUGAAAUUUUUAUAUAGAAAACUAUGAACUAUAAAAUAAGUAAGAAUAACGUUCUCUUCUUAUAAAUGGUUAGUUUUUUAUUUUAAAAUGGGCAAGCAAUUACCUACGUGAUUUUAUUUAUACUAUUUCAUUUAACUUUAGUAUUAUGGUUUACUUAAGUAUAUACAAGAGCAGACAUCCCCGUAUUAUGCAUUUUACUUUACUAAUUGUUCUGGUUAUUAGAAAUGAAAUAAAGUGGAAUUUUUGGUCUAAAUUAUUGGUUUUGUUAGAAAUUUAAAGUUAUUUUUAACUACACAGCUACUUAUGUACCUAUUUUAAUUAUCUAAUUGAUUUAGUAUUACAGGUUUAGUUACCAAAAAUGUAUUAAAGGUAAACUAAAAAGAAUAUUUUUAAAUAAAGAAAUCUUAAUUUUUAAUUAAAUUGCAAAUCCCGAAUAAUGUCUGGUUAUUAAUUAAUAUUGGCAUAUUAAUACAAAAGUAUCCGUUUCUAAACUGUUCCGACUCAUUUCAAAAGGGGAAAAAGUUUAAUGUACAAUACAAAAAAAUGACAGGGUAGAAUAAUAUUAACUUGUUCAAAAAUUAAUACAGUGUUAUGUAGAAGAUGCUAAUAAGAAAGUAUUGGCUUAAGAAGUCAGUUCCUGAUAGAAGUCCAUAAUUCCUACUUAUAAAGUGCUAUAAAUAAAUAUAUUUAUGCUUAGCAUUCUUAGUGAAAAAGAUCAGUUGAAUAAUGGACCAUUAAAAAACAGGUUUUAAUCCAAUAAGCUAUUUGUCUUGUUUGCUACAUUGUGUUCCAAAAAAAUUAGAUAAGUUAUAUAAAUUAUUUCAUUCUUUUUUUUGCCAUUUUAGUACUAAUAACAACAUGCAAUAUUAAAUUUAGAAAAAACUAUUUAAGUAGGUAUGUGUAUCAUGUUUUUUUCAAAUUGCAAUCGAAAUAAGUUUCAUGUUAUUGAUUAAUGAUUACAGAUUAAUUAUAAAUUCUGUAUGAGGGGGUUUCAAUAUAGUUUAAGUUUUAGAGGGCUAUAAGGGUAAUUUCUAGUCUUCCACCUGUUUUUGGGACACCUUACAUUCCUACUUCUCAUAAUAUUGUAAAGCUUUUCUCUGACACACGACAUUAUUAUUUUAAACUGUUAAAACAUUGUUAAUUGUUUAUAUUCAUUAAUAUAUCGAACAAAUUUGUUAAC